CAAAGCAGCUCGUCACAGACACAGCAACAAGUUAACAAGAACCGUUUACUUCCAGUCUUGAAGCGUUCGAGCUAAGCAAGGCUUCCAGUUCCGUUCGAUCCACCACUCUAGUUUUAGCUUUCGUCCUAGUUCGCGAUGGCUUCUCGUCAGGAGCAGGCUAGCUACCACGCCGGCGAGACCAAGGCCCGUGCCGAGGAGAAGACGGGGCACGUGAUGGGCGCGGCGCAGGAGAAAGGGCGCGAGGCCAAGUCCAAGGCGUUCAACGCCGCCGACCGCGCCAUGGGCAGGGGCCACGACGCCAAGGAGGCGACCAGGGACAAGGCGCGGGAGGCCGCGGACCGCACCAUGGGGAUGGGCCACGACGCCAAGGAGGCCACCAGGGACAAGGCCUACCAGGCCAAGGACGCGGCCUCCGACACCGCGGGCCGCGCCAUGGACAAGGGCCGCGAGGCCAGGGACAAUGCGUCCGAGUCGGCCGGCGCCGCAGGGGACCGCGCCCGCGGCGGCGCGCAGCAGGCCGGGGGAUACGUCUCGCAGACCGCCGAGGCGGCGAAGCAGAAGGCCGCCGGCGCCGCGCAGUACGCCAAGGAGACCGUGGUCGCCGGCAAGGACAAGACCGGCGCCAUCCUGCAGCAGGCAGGGGAGACGGUGAUGAGCACGGCCGUGGGCGCCAAGGACAAGGUGGUGAGCGCCGCCGUUGGGGCGAAGGACGCCGUGGUGAACUCGCUUGGGAUGGCCGGCGAGAACAACGACGGCACCACCAAUGCCCGCAAGGACACCAGUACCUACAAGCCUGGCACUGGCAGGGACUACUAAGAUGCUCGUGUGCUGCUUUUGGUAUAGCAACCGUGCUGGUGCCAAACUGUGUAUCUUGUUUAGGUUCAAAGUAAUUUCAGUUACAUAUCUACGUGUGCGUUUCACUUUGCUUUGAUUUCAACCCGUGUUUACUCCCCGGUUCUGUGUGGAGGUCUGUAACUUUUUUAUUAGAACAGAGGUGAUGUAGGGGGCAAUGUCUAACCGGACGCCUCUUGUGUUUUCGUUUCAUGACCUUCUAAAUAAUAAAGUUGCAAAAGCUUGUGUUUUGUUUC
Molecule: messenger RNA, 1088 nt
Organism: Setaria italica (foxtail millet)
Lineage: Eukaryota; Viridiplantae; Streptophyta; Magnoliopsida; Poales; Poaceae
Product: late embryogenesis abundant protein, group 3
Exons: 3
Coding region: 136-816 (226 amino acids)
Source: RefSeq, a predicted model, not a curated record